AUGAAUUACGGAAAUUUUUGUGGAAACUACGACUUUGCAACAGCACAAACAUUGCAAGAAAAAUGUAUUAUAUUUUCAGGUCUUUGUAGUUGUUGGUGCAAUCAAUUUGCACAGAGACCUGCUCGAGCAAAUGUUAUUGCUUUGCCUGGUAAAAGAUUAGAGGAAAAUUCAAAAAAUGUCAAAAGCAACUUGAAUUCAACGGCUGAAAAACCAUUAAAAGAUCUUAAAAAUGUUAUCUGUGAAGCUGAUGAGUCAUCAGAGAAGUCGGAAAAUGAAAUAGAUGAAUGUGAUAAUUAUGAAGAAUCUGAUACAAGUGAAGACGAUCAAUCUUGUGGGGAUGUCAAAACAAAAUGUCCUAAAAUCGAUGAAGAACAAACGUUUGAUGACUUUAGAAUGAAAUAUUGGAUUCUAGAAUGCCCCAAAAAUUUCGAUCCUCAACAAUUAAUUUGUUGUGAACUUAAAAAGCAAGACAAUAAAGGAAUAAAAUUUGAAUGCAUGAGUGAAACAUUUAACAAGAGCGUAACAUUUGCUGUUGUGCAACCAACGAAAGUCGCUGAAUAUCAAUUAUUAUGUGACGGGUUUAAAUUUCUUGUUCCUGUUGGAAAAAUUGUUGUGAGUGAAACUAAUGGCAACCAACAAGCAAUGAAAGAAAAAAGUCAGAAAAAGAUUUUGGAUACUGAAAUUUCAUCUUGCCUUCAAAAACAAUCAAACAUUUAUGACGAUGCAAAUUCAAAUAAAAUAACAUCAAAAGCGAAUAUGAAUGAUAAAAAAUGUGAAAAGAGGGCUUCGAAGUUACAAAAUUCUCUUGAAGUUCAAGGGAAAGAUUACAUCGAGAAAGAUUUAAAUUGUUAUUCUGAUAUGAAGAAAGCAUUGAAUUCUGAAAACAAGAAAGAUUUAAGAAGGAAAGCAGAACCUAGAAAAAUUAUGGUCGUGAAGGAAAAGCGUUGUCCAGCUGAACUUAACAACUGCUUCUCAACAGAAAUGGAACUCACAGAGAAUCUUUGUAAGCCGAAAACUUUAAAAUGCUUGCCAUUUUUACCACCAGCUCCUACUCCAAUAAAGAAGAAGAAAACAGACGCAAGAAGGCAACGGAAAUAA
Messenger RNA from Clunio marinus, 1098 nucleotides. The record is from the annotation of a GenBank genome assembly. NCBI's taxonomy places the organism in Eukaryota, Metazoa, Arthropoda, Insecta, Diptera, Chironomidae.